Cooperia oncophora is the source of this 2331-nucleotide messenger RNA. NCBI's taxonomy places the organism in Eukaryota, Metazoa, Nematoda, Chromadorea, Rhabditida, Trichostrongylidae. The record is from the annotation of a GenBank genome assembly.
AUGAAUGAUUACUUAGACAUCUGUACGUAUAACUGUCGAACGUUAUCUAUGGAGGCAAGCUUGAGAACCCUUCUUCACCAGUCGAGGAAAAUUAGGUACGACAUCAUAUGUCUACAGGAGACAAAGGCGAAGGAGGCGUUUACAAGAAAGAUGGAUGAGGGACAGCUGCUUGUGAUAGGGCAGAAGAAUCUCGUGAGAAACUCCGGAGGGGUCGGGUUCCUUGUGAACCGUUCCAUCGAAUCGAAUGUACAUUCACACGAAAUCCUCAGCCCUCGGAUCGCACUGCUGCGUUUGAAAACGAGACAGAAGGCGAUGAUCAGCAUCGUAAACUGCUAUGCCCCCACGAACUCAGCGGAUGAAGAAGAAAAGGAUGCUUUCUACCAUGAGCUGGAGGAGGUAGUCAAGAGAGAGAAGUCUUAUUACAAGUAUUUAUGCGGAGACUUCAAUGCUGCGCUUGGAAAUGGAAAUGAUGGCAACUGGAGGCUCGGCAAACACGGAGAAGGAAAUAGAAAUGAUAAUGGUACUCGUGUUCUGGAUCUUGCGUACUCUUGUAAUCUCUAUCACGGAAACUCUCUUUUUGACAAACCUCAAAACAGGAGAUGGACCUGGGAAAGUCCUAACGGAGAGCUUCACUUGGAACUGGAUCACGUUUUCACAAACAAGAAGGUGGAGCUUAGGAACUGGAUCACGUUUUCACAAACAGAAGGUGGAGCCUGGUUGCUAGAAGACGUCACAAAGGAUUAUGAGAUGCUUAAUAGCAACCUCCUUCGCUGUGCGGAAGCUGCUACGGAGAACCAAGUGGCGAGGACGGAAAGAUUGAAUGCGAAGGCCAAGGAUCUCCUCCGACGCAGAGGAGAACUCAGAAGAGAUCCUACAGUCACGCAUCUGGAGAAGUCGAUUGUCAAUAAGGCAUGUCGUUUAGCUGUCAAAGAAUCUCUAAAGGAAUACCGGAAACAAAAGCUGAUGACAGCAGCAAUGCAGAGGAAGAGCUUGAAAUGCUGCCGAAAAGAUUUGGUGGACUAUCGCACUGAAACGACAUGCCUCAAGGACAAUCAAGGACGGCCAACGACUUCGAGACAAGGCAUCGAGAGCAUUGUAAUGGACUUUUAUACAAAGCUGUACCGGUCAACGACAGUUGUUCCAAGGUCGCCGUGCCCUGCAAAUGACGAGAUUCCACCAAUUCUAAUCUCUGAAGUGAGGAACGUGAUCGAGUCAUUAAAAUUUCAAAAGGCACCUGGACCAGACGGUAUAUCAGCAGAGCUUUUGAAAGCAGGAGGAAUCACAAUGCAAAAGCUGAUCGAGAGAUGCAAAGAAUAUAAAAUGCCGUUGAUUCUCACUUUUGUUGACUAUACUAAGGCUUUUGACUCGGUCGAGAUAAAUGCCGUGCUGAACGCCUUACAACAUGCAGGAGUCGAUCCGACCUACGUCAAUGUCUUAGAGAAAUGUAAUAGUGGGACAUCGACGAUCAUUCAGAUGUUUGACAGGAAACUACGCAUCCCAAUCGAAAAAGGAGUCCGUCAAGGGGACACCAUUUCCCCUAAAUUGUUUACGACAGCUCUUAACCAUGUCAUGGUGGGAUUGAACUGGGACAACAAAGGCGUGGCGGUAGACGGAAAGAAAUUGUCAAACCUACGUUUCGCGGAUGACAUAGUCCUUAUAAGCAACAAUAGCAGAGAGAUGAAUUCACUUCUGAACGAACUCUGUGAAGCUGGAAAAGCUAUUGGACUAUCGAUGAACAUGAGAAAAACGCAGACGAUGAGGAAUCAGUGGUGCGACGAUGGUGAAGUAUACCUUGAAGGCGUAGCUGUAGAAAACGUCAAAUCAUAUAUCUAUCUCGGUCGCGAGAUUAACAUGCAAAAUGAUUUGCAAUAUGAAAUUGACCGCCGGAAAAGAGCAGCGUGGGCAGCCAUGGCAAGAAUUCGAGAAGUGACGAACGAGAUUCAAGACCCUCUAGUACGUGCCAAUCUUUUCGAUGCUUCCGUGCUCCCUGCUCUAUGCUACGCCACUGAAACAUGGGCAACGAACAAAGGUGUUGACAAAUCGCUAAGAACCGUUCAUCGGGCUUUGGAAAGAUCGCUGGUGAAAAAGACAAAGCUGAUGCAAUGGCAGCAAAGACUAAGCAGUAACGACAUCCGAAGAGAAUCAAGAAUUCGAGACCCAUCCUUCUAUGUAGCUGCCGCAAGACAUAAAUGGGCAGGACACGUGAUACGUCGCCAGGAUGACAGGAAGGACAUAUUGUACAGUUGGACGUAUUCUCCAUCUGGACGGUAUGCAGUCGACUUCGAUUAUAAGGUGGGGGUUAUACUUUGUAACAUAAGUCUUGCGAUUUGA